This is a messenger RNA of Melopsittacus undulatus (budgerigar), 3429 nucleotides long. RefSeq names its product fibroblast growth factor receptor substrate 2 (gene FRS2). The transcript is spliced from 6 exons. Lineage: Eukaryota; Metazoa; Chordata; Aves; Psittaciformes; Psittaculidae. The record is from RefSeq and is a predicted model, not a curated record. Gene Ontology annotation, cellular component: cell-cell junction; cytoplasm. Gene Ontology annotation, molecular function: transmembrane receptor protein tyrosine kinase adaptor activity; fibroblast growth factor receptor binding. Gene Ontology annotation, biological process: fibroblast growth factor receptor signaling pathway. The coding region runs from base 31 to 1599 and encodes 522 amino acids.
UUGCCCUGUGUAAAGGCCCUGGUUCAGGAGAUGAGAAUCGCACCCAAGAUCACAUGGUCUUCUAAAGAAGUCAUGGGUAGCUGUUGUAGCUGUCCAGAUAAAGAAACUGUCCCAGAUAACCAUCGAAACAAGUUUAAGGUUAUUAAUGUGGAUGAUGAUGGUAAUGAACUGGGUUCUGGCAUAAUGGAACUUACAGAUACAGAACUAAUUUUGUACACCCGUAAAAGGGACUCUGUAAAAUGGCACUACCUCUGUCUCCGUCGCUAUGGCUAUGAUUCAAAUCUUUUCUCUUUUGAAAGUGGCCGAAGGUGUCAAACUGGACAAGGAAUCUUUGCCUUUAAAUGUGCCCGUGCAGAAGAGCUCUUUAAUAUGUUGCAAGAGAUAAUGCAGAAUAAUAGCAUAAAUGUGGUAGAAGAACCAGUAGUAGAAAGGAAUAAUCAUCAAACUGAGUUGGAAGCUCCAAGAACCCCUCGAACGCCUACCACUCCUGGGUUCAAUGCCCAAAGUUUACCUAACGGCUAUCCCAGAUAUCCAUCUUUUGGAGAUGCUUCAUCACAUCCUUCCAGCAGACAUCCUUCUGUCGGAAGUGCACGCCUCCCCUCUGUUGGUGAAGAAUCAACACAUCCUUUACUUGUAGCAGAGGACCAAGUACACACUUACGUCAACACUACUGGGGUACAAGAGGAAAGAAAAAGUCGAUCAAGUGUGCAUGCGCCAUUGGAAUCAAAGCUUUCAAACCCUGAAACAACUAAAGCAAAAGAAGAUCAGAUGUGUACUGAUGACAGAGAUGCUCAGGUUCUCCUGGAGCCUGAAGGAGUCAAGUUUGUUUUAGGACCAACACCUGUUCAAAGGCAAUUAAUGGAAAGAGAGAAACUGGAACAACUUGGGAGAGACCAAGUUAGUGGCAGCAGCACAAACAAUACUGAAUGGGACACUGGGUACGACAGUGAUGAACGUAGAGAUACACCAUCUGGUAAUAAACUGGUGUAUGAAAACAUAAAUAGGUUGUCAAUCCCUAGUGCCUCAGGGGUCAGGAGAGGUCGUUUGACAUCAACCAGUACCUCAGACACCCAGAACAUUAACAACUCUGCUCAGAGGAGAACUGCGCUGUUGAACUAUGAGAACUUGCCAUCCUUGCCUCCUGUUUGGGAAGCCCGUAAGCUGAGUAGAGAUGAAGAUGACAGUUUAGGACCAAAGACCCCAUCUCUAAAUGGCUACCACAAUAACCUAGAUCCAAUGCAUAAUUAUGUCAAUACAGAGAAUGUAACAGUACCAGCAAGUGCUCAUAAAGUAGAAUUUACGCGACGUCGGGACUGUACCCCAACAGUCUUUAACUUUGACAUUAGGCGUCCAAGUUUAGAACACAGGCAGCUCAACUACAUACAGGUUGACUUGGAAGGUGGUAGUGACUCCGACAACCCUCAGACUCCAAAAACCCCCACCACUCCACUUCCGCAGACUCCAACCAGGCGCACAGAGCUGUAUGCUGUGAUAGACAUUGAAAGAACUGCUGCUAUGUCAAGCUUGCAAAAAGCACUGCCCCGAGAUGAUGGUACUUCUAGGAAAACUAGACAUAACAGUACUGACCUGCCUAUGUGAGCCUGGGAAGCGUUAAAUCAUUUGCACCUUUUGUGAAGUUUAUAGAAUUGAAGAUGCAAGUAUUUUGCAUUUCUUAACACUAACGCCUUUUAUAGACUAAUAGAACUUUUUCUGCCUACUUCAUGUACUUGUCUAACUAAGGGGAAUUAAUGUAGAGCAAGUAUUCAUUUAGAUAACACUAUUUCAUUCUACGGUAGUAGUAAUUACUGCAUAGCAGCAUCACCACCUUUCACAGUGCCUCUUUAAAUUGAUUAGACUCCGAGUGACAUGCCAGUUUUGAAUUUAUAAGUAUUCUGGUCUGGUGCCUAUACUCGUUAAUGACAUUUAUAACACUUUUUUAAAGCCUCUUUGAUAUGUGCAUUACUAGCAGGUAAACCUAAUCUUUCAAAAUACCUAUCUUGCAUUCAUUCCUCAUUGAAGUGGCUCCUCCAGAAUGAAAUGUAUGUUAAUGCAUUAACUCACUCGGUUUGACGUACACAAGAUAUAUUGGUUCAUCUCAAGGGGUAUAAACACCACACCUUUUUUGUCUUUUUUUGUUUGGUUGGUUUUGGUUUGGUUUUUUGUUGGGUUAUUUUGUUUUUUGGUUUGUAUUGUUUUGUAUUAGACCACAUAGACAAGAAGGCCUAUAAUUCCUUAGUUUUCUUAACUUGUGUGAUAUUUGAGAGGUCACAUCAAAGUCUGUUGAUCAGAGCUAUGAACGCAUCUAAACCCAACCUUAAGCUCCUUCCACUAGAAGAGAAUUCAGAGUGGUGUAUCAAGUUCCCUGUGAAAUCUGACAACUUUAAUGUCAUUAGAGUUUGUUUUUUGUGAAGAAAUUCACAGAUUUGCUCUAUGAAUUAAGGCUCUCUUGUCAUUUCUUAGUUCAGUGUGCCUUCCUUCCUUUGUAUGUGUGUGUUUCUUUUUUACCUGUUCGAUAAUGUCUUGUUUUGAAAGUCAACAUUUUGUACAUAGCUUUAAUUAUUGUUCAGGGUCAUUAUGUGUUUGUCUUACUCUGCAUUUGACAAAGAAAGACUCUUGAAGGUCAAAUGGUUGUCUUUGUCCAGUGUUCUACGUUUAUAUGCCUGACAGAGAUAUCCCAGCUCUCCAGCAACAUGCAUGAUUGCACAACUGGAAAGGUUUAUUAUGCAGUUAUUGUCUUCCUCUAACACAUCAGUCACAGGUUACAUGGGAGGCAGGGUACUGGACUUGAUAGUUCUUUAUAGAAAAUUGUACAUCCUAACAGUGUGCAUCCAUAGUUGAUAGUAUACUUUAAUUUAGAAAGAUAUGUAGUAAAUUAUCUGAAGGUAGUAUUAUCUAUGAGCAUACUUCUUUUCCUUUUGCAGUUGGUGAACUUGGUUUCAGUGAUGGCUGCUUAGUGUAACAGGUACAUCCAGGUAGAAUGUUGUUUGUUGAGUUUGCCAGAUGCACCCUUAACAGAAGUUUUUUGUUUUGUUGUUUUUCUAAUACUCUGAAUAAUGUUAGAAUUCUGGCAGUAUUGCAGGUGCACCUUGGUACUAGCAGCAGAGGAGAUUAAUCUUGAGCCUGUGAUUGCAAAGGAAAUGACACUUCUGUGAACUGGUGUGAUAUAAAAUAAUCCUUAAACUGUGAGUGAGAAAAACGUGCAAGAAAAGCCAUUUGGAGAUCUGUAAAAUAAUUAAGGGUCUUCAUGCAAUAUCUGAAUUUAAGUUUUGUAACAAACAAACUAUGAUUAUUUUCUGUCUUUUAAAUUGGUGUUCCCUGUUCCUUUGUUAACUUUUUCUUUGGUCUUCUCUCACUUUAGUAGUGGCAGCACUAAUAGCACCUGAAACACGUGUCUUGCCACACCAUUAAAGGGAUACCAGGCAACCUUUA